Molecule: messenger RNA, 3509 nt
Organism: Ailuropoda melanoleuca (giant panda)
Lineage: Eukaryota; Metazoa; Chordata; Mammalia; Carnivora; Ursidae
Gene: LSM10
Product: LSM10, U7 small nuclear RNA associated
Exons: 2
Coding region: 2604-3131 (175 amino acids)
Biological process (GO): mRNA 3'-end processing by stem-loop binding and cleavage
Cellular component (GO): nuclear body; cytoplasmic U snRNP body
Molecular function (GO): U7 snRNA binding; histone pre-mRNA DCP binding
Source: RefSeq, a predicted model, not a curated record
CAACUGAGGUAUGCAGGCGCCCCAAUAAAUAAAUCUUUUAAAAAAAAUAUGUUAGUCAUUGAUUCCUCCUCUUCCCGCCCACACUCCCAGAUCUAAUCAGCCUUCAGGGAGGCAGAUUAGCUUGUUCAGUCUUUAACAUUCAGCCCUUCUUUCCAUUCCCUCUGCCACCAUCUUCAUUCAGAUCCCAGUCACCUCACCACAUUCAUUAAGCCAGUGUUCCUCAUAUAACCGGCUUGUAGUGUGAAGCAUUCGGGCCUCCUAAGGGCUUCUCUUUGUCUCAGCACCCAGGAGACUAGUAGGGGAGGAAGUAAGAUUAACAUAAGUAUGGUGAAUCGGCCUACGACAAGCAAACAUACAGCAAGCAAUAUGUUACAGGGGUUAGAGGAAAGACAUCACUCCCAAAUGGGAUAAUCAGUGAAGACUUCAGAAAGGUACAGCAAUUGAGCCAGGCUUUGAGGGAGGGAUUGGAUUUAACAUCCAAAGAUAAACAAGAGAGGAUCCAAGGCAGAUGCAGAAGGAUAACAAAGGCAGAGGCAGGAGUGGAGGGCUUGUCUGAGUUGCUGAGUGGCUAGGCCUAACUAGAGAGGAGAGCACUGGAUCUCAAAUUUUAGCAUGGUUGUGCAGAUUUCCGAGCUCCGCUUCUGAUUCCAUGAAACAAAGCCUUCCAUGAAGGGAACUUGUUCCCAUACCACACUUUAAGAAACACUGGUUGAAGGGUUUUGAGUAGAGAACCUGAAAGAGAUCCAGCUGGAACGUGAGUUGGAAUCAGGUUCAUGUCAGCAUUGGAACAUUUAUUCUGCUAGUGAAUCAAAAGUUUUCUUAGCAGGUAAAUGAUAAGAUCAUAACUAUAUUUUGAAUCUGUUGGCAAAUGAUCAUGAGACACAAAGACCAGUAAGAUGGUUUUUUAUAAUGAAUCAAAUGAGAGAAAGAAGGUCUCAACUGGGUUGGUGGCAGUAAGAAUGAAAAGACAAGUGAAGGGUGGGAGACCAUUCUUCCAAGAAUUUGCAGGGCUCAGUGACUGACAGGUGUAGGGAAUCAAGAAAUGGUCAAAGUUAUCGUGUUUAUUCAAGGUACCCAAUUUGAGUAGCUGAAAAAUGGUGGUAGCAACCACAGAAAUAGAAAAAUUCAGAGCAACAACUGAUCUGGGAUGGACUUGAUAAUCUGUCUUGUAGACAUGCUGACUUUCAAGUACCACUAAGACAUAUGGGAGUAAGCAACAGACAGUUGGAAAAUGGAGUUCCGUAGAGCAGUCUGGGCUGGUGAGCUAGACAAGAGACUCAGUACAUAGUAGCAGGCAGCAUGGACAGACGUGACCAGUUAGAGAGCAAGGCUGGGAACACAGCCUCAGAGAAAGCACACACAUUAGGGAGCAGGAGAAUAAAAUGGGGUUUAAAAAAAGAGAGAGAUGGAGAAGAAACAAUCAGAAAUCUGUGAAACCAAAUUAUACAGUGCCCCGGGGUGGGGGGGAGGAGAAUGGUCAUGAAGUUGGAAAAAGGACUACAUUUGGAGAACCACAGGUGUAGAGGCCUUCUUGAGAAGUUCAACCGUGGAAGGUAGGAGAACAAGAGUAGCUUACAUGGAGGACAAAGGCAGAUUCUAUUUUUAGGAUGAGAAGAGACUAACUGUGAUCUUUGGGAAAGGGGGAAGGCUCCUGGGGGAGCUGGAAAUCAAUGAAUUAGAGAGUGAAGGAAUGAAACAAACCUACCUCCUAUGGACCCAGGUGCUUUCACAUAUGAAUGAAGGUCAAUUCUUAGACAGACAUUACCUUGCUUUUUUCUAACAGGGAAAUUGAGGCUUUUACCAUGGCUAUAGAAUGACCUUUGAAAAAUGUAAAUCAGAUCACGUCACACACACCCCCUUUGAUAGCCCAUCAUUGCACUUCUAGUAAAACAUGGGGAAACCUGGGCACAAAGAGGAUGAUUCACUUGUGCAAAGUCAGUUAGCAGGAAACAGAUUUGAAGCUAGGUCCUGCCUCCAGAGCCUGCACUCCUAAACAGGUAAUCCAAACCCCUUACCUUGGCUUACAAAGCCAUAAGUGCUCGGGCUCUUGCCUUCCUCUCCCACCUCUUGGCAUACCACUGUCCUGUCUUACUGGCUUCUCCGUUUUUCCAAACUGGCGAGCACAUUUCUACCAGGGCUUUGCACAAACACUUCCCUCUAAUUGCAGUGCUGCUUUCCUAGUUUUCACAAGUUGGCUUUAUGUCAUUGAUCUCAGCUCAGAUGUCACCUCAGGACAUCCCUGAUCAUCCAGUAAAAGCCACCCAGUCACUAUUACAUCACCCUAUUUUUAUUCUCUGAAGGACUUUUUAUCAUUUUCUUGUUUUCUUAUGGACGCCCGCCCCCAAGUAGAUUUAUGGGUCACUAGAUCAGGGAGCUCGUCUCCUUGGUCACUGCUGUGUGUCCAGAGCCUGGGAGGGAGGCCUGACGCACGGCGAAGGCUCAAUGAAUAUUUGUUGAAAGAAUGAAUGGCUCCAGUGUAGGAGACGCCCCAAGACGCAGGCCCAGAGUCGCCCGAGCGCGAGCACGCUGCCCGCGAGGCAUUCUGGGGGUUGUAGUUCCGGGCGCGUCCGCGGUGGCGCGGGCCUUCCGCGGCCGCGCUCUCUAUGCUCCAGGAGGACCAAGCGGCCCAGCUGUUGCCAUGGCUUCUACGUCCCGCGGCGGGAGGGAGGCGACCCCUGCAAGAGCCCGCUAGCUUGGGCCGCGAAGUGGACCGGGAAGCGGAAGAAAUCCGGUGCGCCAGCAGCCUUCCGUGUGCAAGAAUGGCAGUGAGCCACUCGGUGAAGGAGCGGACCAUCUCUGAGAACAGCCUCAUCAUCCUGCUGCAGGGCCUCCAGGGCCAGGUGACCACCGUGGACCUGCGGGAUGAGAGCGUGGCCCGCGGCCGCAUCGACAAUGUCGAUGCGUUCAUGAACAUCCGCCUGGCCAACGUCACCUACACAGACCGCUGGGGGCAUCGGGUCGCGCUGGAUGACCUCUUCGUGACGGGCCGUAACGUCCGUUACGUCCACAUCCCAGAUGACGUGAACAUCACGGCGACCAUAGAGCGGCAGCUGCAGGUCAUCCACCGGGUACGCAACUUCGGCAGCAAGGGCCAAGGCCGGCAGGAGUUUCCCUCCAAAAAGUAUAAGUGAGCCUUGUCCUCGGCCAGCCUCUGUCCCCACUCAGGUUCCUCCAGAGUUCUACUGAGCCAGCCGCCUGCUACCCUCCCUGCCCGGAGCCGGGAAGGAACGUGGGGCCAGGCCAGAAACUGGUGUCUCCGACAGACGCCCCCUGUCCCAGCUGCCUUUCACAAGGUCCCGUCUCCUAGACUCACUUGGGGAUCCUACUCAGCUGUCUGUGGCCUCGAUCAUCGACAGCAGAAUCUGAUGCACUGAUUUAGGGAGUCUGCCACAUAGUUUUCAGCCCUCUCCCAGUGAGGGUUCUCGAGUGUACUCAGCCUGAGCCAGCCCCGAGUGUUCCAGGUUCUCACAGUCCUGUUUGCUUUCUCAUAAAAGUUCACUAUGAACAAG